UGUAGUGAUGGUGGGAGAGGCAAGCCCGCUCGUUUAGAUAUAGGUUAAGUGCCUGCAUUUCACACUGCCUAUCCUUUGCCCGCCAUCUUUUAGGAGAAUGUGUUAAAAACGGUUUUAAAAGGAAUGGCGAUCGGCUUUUUUUUUUCUUACACCAUCGUUUACUUUUUAUUUAUACCUAUAAUGCGGGCAAUCGGUGUGAUAAUGAAUCGCACGGUGGUGAGAUAGAGAUUAGUCCUGUAGUUUGCGAACUUAAGUGUAACAUAAACAUGAAAUCAGACCGCCGACUGGUUACUUCGGCUUGUUCGGUCGCAUAUAUCUGAAGGUUGGGCAGCUGGUGAAGUGGGAUCGGCGUUAAAAAGCGCUUCGCUGAGCUGUUUCUUUAGGCGGGAUCUUGCCUUGACCCCCACCCCCAAAUGCUCGCCUGCGACCGCCGGCUUUUCCUCUUGAUUGAUUCUUGUAGCCAGAAACGAUCAAACAACAAGCCGAUGAUUACAUUGUAACUAUAGCUUGAAACUCGGUAGCUGGUCGGACUGGCUCAGAUUUCAGACCAUCUGACGGCCGUGAUUGGUCCUUCAGAGACCAUUAGGUCAGGCCUUGAAAUGGCAUACUGCCCCCCCCGGGGAAGGGUAGAGAAGAAGGAUACACUAGGUGCCAGCUGAAGACAGGAUAGAGUGAAAGCAUAGAGAGAAAGAGACUGUGGGAAACCCCCCUUCCCCCUCUCCCCUCCCCUGCGCCAACAUGUCAGCGGGGACACCGGUUGUUCAGACCCCGCCCAUGGGCGUCAACCCUGCACCGCCAGAGGUGACAAACCCCAAUAAGCCUGGCAGGAAGACCAACCAGCUGCAGUACAUGCAGAACGUGGUGGUGAAGACGCUCUGGAAGCACCAGUUUGCGUGGCCCUUCUACCAGCCCGUCGACGCCAUCAAGCUGUGUCUCCCCGACUAUCAUAAGAUCAUCAAGAACCCAAUGGAUAUGGGGACCAUCAAGAAGAGGCUAGAAAACAACUACUACUGGAGCGCCAGCGAGUGUAUGCAGGACUUCAAUACCAUGUUCACCAACUGUUACAUCUACAACAAGCAAACGGAUGACAUUGUUCUGAUGGCUCAAGCUCUGGAGAAGAUCCUCUUGCAGAAAGUGGCCCAGAUGCCUCAGGAGGAGGUGGAGCUUCUGCCCCCUGCCCCCAAAGGCAAGCGGAAGCCUGGGGCUCCACCCACUGCAGGGGGUCAGCCGGACCCGGCUGUGUCUGCAGCCUCCCCGCCCUUGACGUUCCCCAGCUCGCCCCCACCAGUGUCCCAGACGCCCAUCAUCUCCGUGGCCACCCCCGUGCCCACCAUCACCCCCAACAUCCCGCUGGUCCAGGCCACGCCCACAGCUCCACCCAUGAUGCCUGUCGGCCCGCCCGCUCAGCCCGUCGUCAAAAAAAAGGGCGUCAAGCGGAAAGCAGACACUACAACCCCCACCACCUCUGCCAUCACAGCCAGCCGCGAGGAGUCCCCCACGCCGCAGGAGGCGAAGCAGGCCAGGCCGCCUUCCCGCCGCGAGAGCACGGGCCGUCCCAUCAAGGCCCCCCGGAAGGAGCUGGAGGACAGCGAGGGGACGCCGCACGCCGCCAAGAGGGGCAAGCUCAAGGAGCAGCUCCGCUACUGCGAGAACAUCCUCAAGGAGAUGCUGUCCAAGAAGCACGCCGCCUACGCCUGGCCCUUCUACAAACCCGUGGACGCCCAGGCCCUGGAGCUGCAUGACUACCAUGACAUCAUCAAGCACCCCAUGGAUCUCAGCACCGUCAAGAAAAAGAUGGACGGCCGGGAGUACCCGGACGCCCAGGGUUUCGCGGCUGACGUCCGGUUGAUGUUCUCCAACUGCUACAAGUACAACCCACCGGAUCACGAGGUCGUGGCAAUGGCCCGCAAGCUGCAGGACGUCUUCGAGAUGCGCUUCGCCAAGAUGCCGGAUGAGCCUGUGGCGCAGAGCCCGCCUGCGAGCCCCCCCACCGUGGCAGGCGCGGCGGGUAAGGGCGCGGCCAGCGGGGCGAGCAGUGUGGACAGCUCCAGCUCCGACAGCUCCGACUCAGAGGAGGAACGAGCCACACGGCUCGCCGAGCUGCAGGAGCAGCGAUUCUCUGUGGAGCCCCCCAGUGGUAACGGGCAGGGGGAAAAAUACAGGUGCGGCAAAAGUUCGCAGCUCAAAGCCGUCCACGAGCAGCUCGCCGCCCUGUCCCAAGCCCCCGUGAGCAAGCCCAAGAAGAAGAAGGAGAAGAAGAAAAAGGACAAGGAUCGCAAGGCCAAGCCGGACGAUGAGAAGAAGCUCCGAGCCGCUCAGCCGGCCAAGCCGGCCCAGCAGAAGAAGGCGCCGGCCCGCAAGGCCACCAGCACCGGCACCGGCACCAGCACCAGGCGGGUGAAGAAGGGAGUCCCAGGCGCGAGCUGCGAGUCUGAUGAUGAGGAAGACUCUCCUCCCAUGACAUACGAUGAGAAGCGGCAGCUGAGCCUAGACAUCAACCGGCUGCCGGGCGACAAGCUGGGCCGUGUUGUGCACAUCAUCCAGGCGCGUGAGCCCUCGCUGCGGGACUCCAACCCCGACGAGAUCGAGAUCGACUUUGAGACGCUCAAGCCCUCCACCCUGCGCGAGCUCGAGCGCUACGUCAAGUCGUGCCUGCAGAAGAAGCAGAGGAAGCCUUUACCAGAGAAGGGCAGCUCGGCGCCAGGUGGGGGCGCCUCAAGACUGAGCGCCAGCAGCAGCUCCUCUGAUUCGGGCAGCAGCAGCUCGAGUGGCUCCAGCUCGGACAGCAGCGAUUCCGACUGACGCUGCGCCGACGGCCAGCCUGGGACUGGACACCCUCCUUCAUUCCUACCAUGUUUUAAAUGAGCGUCGUAUGCAGUCACAGCGGUUGACCCCCUUUAAGACUCGUUUUAUAAAAAAUUACAAGGGGAAAAAAAGCAAAUGCAGAACAUUUUAAAGAUUUUUUUUUAUAUUUUUUUUUUUAUCAUGGAUGUGGAGUCGACAUUUCUGGGAACUGUCUGGAAACGGAACAGAGCGACUUGGCGAUGUUUUGUCAUCGGAGAUAUGCAAUGAGAGACCUGUCCUUUCUGACUGGUGGUGCGAAAAAUCACAUGACUUUUUUUUUUUUUUUAAGGAGAACCCAGCAUGACUAGUGCCACAGCUUGGCCGAUCCCUCAGAUCUGGGCCGAUGGAGUCCUCUCCAGCCUACUGCUGGCCCCCCGCCCCUUUUUCUGUUCCUGAGCAAAUCCCCUCCCCCCACCCCAGCAGUCCCAUAAGCAAAGCAGUGAAAAGUUGGAACAGGGAGCCCUGCCUGGGGUUUCCAAUGGCCUCAGUGCCUAUGUUAUAUUGGUGAGUGAGGCCCCUCAUAUGAUGUCAGAUUUCCCCCUCUGUAUGUUCUAAUUUUUUUUUUUUUCCCUCUUCCAGCCAGUUGUAAACCUUUUUGCCCAUUUAAGAGGCUUGCCACCCCCCCCCCCGAAGUAUUGCUUUCAAUAUACUUAUUGCUACUCUGUUGUUUUGGGCUUCUAAUGAUGUAAGCUUUUCUGUUUAAUACUGAAAAUAAUGAUCAGGGUGCAAAAUGUUCACGGAUUAGAACCUCAAAGUAAUCAGUAGUCAUUCACUGGCGAGUGGCUGUUUCCUUACACCCACACGCAAAUUCAUUAAUUCUGGUGUGGGAAUGACAAACUCCCUCUGCCCUCGAAAAUACUCCUGAGAAAUCCAUUUUGUUGUCAUCAAAUUCUGCACUCUGUUAAGGGAUUAAUUUAACUAGCAGGUCCUUGGAGAGUCCCUGGAGUUGCAGUAUUUUAAUGUAGCAAUGGUGUAUUUUAUAUUUGACCUGUGUUUCGAGAUGCUUUUUUAAAUGUAUUUUUGUCUCUGAUGCCAUAUUUUUACAGUGCAGAGUUGAAAUACCCGCUGUGACAUAACGAGGAGUUAUAUAUUUUGUGUGUGUGUGUGUGUGUGUUUUGGAGUUUCCAGAGAAUUUUAUUGAUUGAUGUAGGAUGCCUGGAGUAAUGUCUGUUUCAUGAAUAAUGCAUCGGGACGAUGAUCUUUGCUCCGGUUUUGCAUCAGAGUGGCUUAUUUUUACCUGACACACUUUGCUCCGUCCGUGUUCUGUGUUCUUCUUAGAUGUGACAUGUGAGCUGUACACUGAGUCUCCUGCUGUAAUCAUCUUUGAAUCAUAAAAGUGAUCCAGUUGAACGGCCUAAGGUUUUAGCUGUGUGGUGUUUUGCUCACGGCUGUUUCCUGGGUGCGUGUGAUUUUAGCCAUAAGCAUAUCAAGUAAUAACUUGUCAGAUAUGGCCACCAUCGCCUGCAUCUGAUCAGCGGCUCCCUACCUGUCGGCCGGCCGCUGCCAGCUCUCCGUUGCACCUGUGUGAGUGAGUAGUACCAAGUGUAAAAUGCUUCAGACAUACUGAUGUACGGUUUGAUCUGAUGUUAGCAUAUAUGACGGCACGGAAUCAUUAAACUUUUGGAUGCAGAAAUCGGUCAGCAGUUCAUUAGACAGGUGUGUGUGUGUGUGUGUGUGUGUUUGUGUGUGUGUGUGCACACUCGUGCGCACACAUUUGCAAUUUAAUUUAAAACCCUGAUCAAAGUAAUUCCUAAAAGUGCAUGCAGCGUUGCUGUAAUUACACGCAUCUGUGCCGUUUUUGUAUCUUCAGUGAGUCGUUGAUAAUCAUUCAAUAACUAAGUAGUUUUAGGGUUUGCUUACAGUAACAACCUGCUGGAAUUGAGGCAGGGUGGAGUUCAGCUGGUGCCCAACUGGUUAAUCAAUGUCUCUGCAUCACCAGAAUAGUUGUUUUUUGUCAAUGAAUGGGGAAAUAAAGUGUGCAUCCUUUUUUGUUUAAAUCACA
Messenger RNA from Paramormyrops kingsleyae, 4846 nucleotides. RefSeq names its product bromodomain-containing protein 3-like. Gene Ontology annotation, cellular component: nucleus; chromatin. The record is from RefSeq and is a predicted model, not a curated record. Gene Ontology annotation, biological process: regulation of DNA-templated transcription; chromatin remodeling. NCBI's taxonomy places the organism in Eukaryota, Metazoa, Chordata, Actinopteri, Osteoglossiformes, Mormyridae.